GCCUCUCAAGAUGUCAACAGAAAUUCAAACUGCACCAGAUUUGGGAGUAAAAUUUAGCAGAAGGGUUCAUGAAUAUGGAAGAGAUCAAGAUCAAUGUGAAAUACAGAUGUUGGACGAAGAAAACCCAUACUCUGUUCCAGACUUACAACAAACUGAAAAUAACAACCAGAAGAACCUCCCAGCUGUGAAAAGAAACAGUUUCAGAGUUUUCAACGUGUUCCUGGGAGUGUUUUAUCUCCUUGUUCUGGUUGGACUCAUCAUACGCUGUAUCCCUUUGGAACACAACCAGCUGCAGAGGGAACACGACCAACUAAAUACCAGUUACAGUCAGCUGCAAGUCAAAUACAACCAACUGAACAACAAUUAUAAUCAGCUCAAAAAUGAACUUGAUGGUAUCCCUUUGGACAACAACCAGCUCCAGAGGGAACACGACCAACUAAAUACCAGUUACAGAGAGUGUCCUGAUGGAUGGAGAAGAUUUGGAUCCAGUUUUUACAAAAAAUUCACUGAGAGUAAAACUUGGUCUGAGAGCAGGAGGGAGUGUGAGAAAAGAGGAGCUGAUCUGGUGAUCAUAAGCAGCAAAGAGGAGCAGGAUUUUGUGGGACGACUGUACCCAAAUGAAACCUCCUGGAUUGGUCUGAAAGCUGAAUGGUCGACUAGGAAAGAGGAACUUGAAUGGAAAUGGGUGGACGGAUCACCACUGAAAAUAUCGUUCUGGGAUGCAGAAUGGUCUCAACAUCAGUACAACCAUUAUGAAUAUGCUGCAGUGUGUUGUACUAAUGAAGGGAAAUUAACAUAUUUACUUCACACUUACAAGAAAAACUGGAUCUGUGAGAAGAAAAUACAAGAUUUCAUUGUUGAAUCCUGAUUAGCUUCAGAUAACAUUUGGUCACUUUCAUUUAUUGUGUUUGAUGUGUCAUUUAUAAAUGUGGUUAUUCUGAACUUCAUCAUGUGUACAGGGUAGUGAAGCUGUCAUCAGAACUACAGGAGAACUUGAUAAUGCUGGAAUAAAAUAUAAUGAUUGUAAAUAAGUAUAAAUGCAGCCUUACUUCACUUGUGUUUUUUAAUUAAUGUGUGAGGAAUGAAAAGUUAUCAGUUAAAAUAAUUGUCUUUAUUCUGCUACAUUUACAUAAACAUUUGUCCUCUUGCUUCAUUUUCCCAAAACCAUAAGAAAAGAUAUAAACAAAAUGAAAAGUGUAUUUCAGGAACAGAGGAAAAAACAUAAAUAUACAAGGAAACUUGACAACAGCUGUUGAAUUACAUGUUCCUGCAGGACACAGAGUCUGAAGUUACAAUUUGUUAUUUUUGUCAGUUUGACAUCAAGUUUAUAAUAUUUUUACUCGUAAUGAUCAAAGAUUUGUAAAUAAA
Molecule: messenger RNA, 1368 nt
Organism: Cololabis saira (Pacific saury)
Lineage: Eukaryota; Metazoa; Chordata; Actinopteri; Beloniformes; Belonidae
Product: C-type lectin domain family 17, member A-like
Exons: 7
Coding region: 11-868 (285 amino acids)
Source: RefSeq, a predicted model, not a curated record